Chanos chanos (milkfish) is the source of this 2757-nucleotide messenger RNA. It is a transcript of the gene orc1, whose product is annotated as origin recognition complex, subunit 1. The record is from RefSeq and is a predicted model, not a curated record. Gene Ontology annotation, molecular function: DNA replication origin binding; ATP hydrolysis activity; chromatin binding. Bases 1 to 2757 code for a protein of 918 amino acids. The transcript is spliced from 18 exons. Gene Ontology annotation, cellular component: nuclear origin of replication recognition complex. NCBI's taxonomy places the organism in Eukaryota, Metazoa, Chordata, Actinopteri, Gonorynchiformes, Chanidae. Gene Ontology annotation, biological process: DNA replication initiation; mitotic DNA replication checkpoint signaling.
AUGAGUCGAUACUUCACCAGACUGAGAGUGAGACGAACCUACAAAUUGCAAGGAAGACCAACAAGCGAAGACCGAAAACUAAAACGAUCUUACUAUGAAUCUUUUACGAUAGCAGUUGAAGGACACCCCAAUGUCACCACAGUCUCUUUGGGCGAACACAUUUUAAUUGAAGGAGACAACGAAGACAACCCCUACGUGGCCCAGCUUCUCAAACUUUUUAGUGAUGGUGAGACACAAAAAAAAGCUGUGGUGCAGUGGUUUGUUCGCAUGUGUGAAAUUCCUCCAAUGAAGAGAAAGCUGCUGGGGAGGGAACCCCACCCUCAAGAAGUCUUUUUCUACCAGGACAGAUCCUGUGACAGUGAAGUGGACGUGGAGAGUAUUCUGGGCACAGUGCAGAUGAAAUUCCUCCCUGCUGAAGCGCCGUUCCCAGAGACGGAGACUAAGGAUACUCUGUUUGUCAAGCUCUCCUGGGACACCAAAACUUUCAGUGUUCUUCACCCUGACCUAAUGCAGCCACCGCAGAAUCCCAAAACGCCACCUCCCGCCUCACAACGAGCCUCCCGAGGCGGCCGACCGACCCCUGACCCCGCGGUGAUGAACUCGGCGAUGUCGAGCCGUGUAAGCAUGAGUGCGGGGAAGAUGUCCGUCAGUGAAGCCGAAUCUGUCCAUUCCGCCUCCAAACUCUCCGCGGCCAAACAGCUGAGCGCCAAGAGGAGGAGAGCUGCCUCUGGACCCAGCGUACGGAAGAAACUGGAACUCCACGGUCUGGAUAAGAAGGUCACCGGAGCGGAGAUGUUUGAGGAGCUUUUGGCUGAGGAUCUUGAGACGGAGAAAGCUUUGGCCCAGGAGCUGUCUGCGUCUCCACCCCGAGCUAUCUCCAUCUCUGUCAGGCUGACUCCCCUCAAGUCCCCUCCGAGUCCAGCCGAAAACAAGGACAGGUUCUCCCUCCACCCCCUGAAGAGCUCUGAUAAACCCCUCCCAGCCUCACCCGACAGUAAGUCUCUGGACUUAAACACAGUGGAGAAUGAUGCGUUUGAACCAGACCCUGUACAGAGUUCGGGCAGGACUCCUCGCAGGAGAGAAGCUACCCCCAGGAGGUUUAACCUGAGGGGGCAGAAAGCAAGAACACCAUCCAGGAGGAAGGACUCUGUCGCCUCCAGAGAGACUGGACUCGCAGUGCUAGCGGAGGAGGACCAUGAGGACUCCCCUGUCCAGCCUGUGGUGUUGGCCACGCCCCGCUCCAAAAGGAAGUCUGCCCAGCUUGUGUCCUCUCGUAUCAGGAAGCAGCUGAAUCUGCUGGGCAAUGAACUGCUCUCAGAUGGGGAGGAAGAUGACCCAGAUGACGACGAAAAUUUCAUCCUGUCAAAGAUGAUCAUGCAGAGCAGCAGUGAGGAAAAUGAGGAGGAGGAGGACGAGACGAAGGAGGACAGUGAGGAUGAAUUGGUUGUGAAGAAAAGCAGACGAAAAACUGGCUCCCGAACUCCUCAAAGCGCCAAGAAAAGUCGCGCCUCAGCCCGGACCCCACGCAAAACCCCCAGCAAAAAGAUGGCUCCCAGUACCCCCCGUACACCGCGUUACGCCACCCCCAGUAUACCCAGUCGAACCCAGCCGGCCAGAACACCUGGGAAUGUGUUGGAGGAGGCGAGAGCCAGGCUGCACGUGUCCUCGGUUCCGGAGUCUUUACCGUGUCGAGAGCAGGAGUUCCAGGACAUCUAUAGCUUUGUGGAGAGUAAAAUCAUAGAUGGCACUGGAGGGUGUAUGUACAUCUCUGGCGUUCCUGGAACGGGGAAAACGGCCACGGUUCAUGAGGUGAUCAGAUCCCUUCAGCAGGCGGCCGAGCAGGACGAGAUUCCUCAGUUUCGCUUCAUCGAGAUCAACGGCAUGAAGAUGACCGACCCCCACCAGGCCUACGUUCAGAUCCUGCAGAAACUGAGUGACCAGAAGGCGACCCCUGACCAUGCUGCUGCCCUGCUAGAGAAACGCUUCAGCAACCCAGCACCCAAGAAAGAGACCACUGUGCUGCUGGUGGACGAGUUGGACCUGCUGUGGACCAGGAAACAGAAUGUGAUGUACAACCUCUUUGAUUGGCCAACAAGGCGCCACGCCCGUUUGGUGGUCCUGACCAUUGCCAACACCAUGGACCUGCCCGAGAGGAUCAUGAUUAACCGCGUGGCCAGUCGCCUGGGCCUAACAAGGAUGUCCUUCCAGCCAUACAGUUUUAAACAGCUCCAGCAGAUUAUCACAUCCAGACUGAACAGAGUUAAGGCGUUUGAAGAGGACGCCCUGCAGUUGGUCUCCCGAAAGGUGGCAGCGCUGUCUGGUGAUGCACGCCGUUGCUUGGACAUCUGUCGGCGUGCCACAGAGAUCUGUGAGCAUGACGCCAGUGACAAAAACACCACAGGAUUGGUCAAUAUGAGUCAUGUGAUGGCUGCUUUAGACGAGAUGUUCUCAUCAUCCUAUAUCACUGCCAUCAGCUGUGCCUCUGUACAGGAACAGCUCUUUCUGAGAGCUGUGAUCACUGAGUUUCGUAGGCUCGGUCUGGAGGAGGCCACCUUCCAACAGGUGUUUCUUCAGCACCAGGCUCUGUGUCGCGUGGAGGGGCUGCAGCCGUUGAGUGUGUCUGAGGGUCUUGCCGUGUGUCAGCGUCUGGGUUCCUCUCGCCUGCUCCUGCUGGAGCCCAGUCGUCUGGACGUGCUGCUCCGCGUGCGUCUGAACGUGAGCCAGGAUGAUGUGCUCUACGCUCUUAAAACAGACUGA